Molecule: messenger RNA, 1417 nt
Organism: Cimex lectularius (bed bug)
Lineage: Eukaryota; Metazoa; Arthropoda; Insecta; Hemiptera; Cimicidae
Exons: 7
Coding region: 55-1236 (393 amino acids)
Biological process (GO): SMAD protein signal transduction
Cellular component (GO): extracellular region
Molecular function (GO): cytokine activity
Source: RefSeq, a predicted model, not a curated record
CCGAUGUUUCAUAUGAGGAACACCAGUGACUUGUAAAGUGCCAAGAAAAUCCAAAUGUCGUCUUCGAGUGGAAGCUGGAAGAAGCGGGGGAUGCUCACCGCCCUCACCCUCCUGGCGGGGAUCGUGGCCACCUCCCUGGGCCGGCCCGUCGAGGACAGGCUCUUGGCCGCCUUACGCGAGCUACCCGAAGAAAAGCUACAGAUUCUCGAAGGUCUCGCUUACCUCUGGGACGAAGAAAUGCUUGGCGAUCAGCCCCAGCCUUAUAACGACACCCUACAGAUCAACGAUAGAAACUCCAGCUGGGAUAUCCUCGGUGGAAGGGACCGUGAACAGAGGCUCAGAAUAAUAAAGGAGCAAGUCCUCAAGUUUGCAGGACGGGACGGCAAGUCCAACUCGUCCUCAUUGCCCCAGCCGACGAAGCAGCAGUCUCAAAUCAUGCAGGAGGUGAUUGUCAAGACGAAAUAUCCUUGGCCGAUUGAGAAUGUAUUCACUGAGAAAAAGCAAAGUUUCUAUCCAAGCUGUGAGAUUCCGAGGAACUCUGAUCAAGAAGCCUGGGAUGUUAGUCAAGCAAUGAACCUCUUCUUCGAACUGACUUAUCCUACACCUACACCAGGAUUGAAGUUAGAUGUGCACUCGGCAAAAUUACGGCUGUUUAAAAGAUCUUUGUCUGAUGGUUUCAAUCCUUUCACUACACCAAGACCCGGAAUAGACCAGAGAAUUCGAGUUUCAGUCUAUUACUACACAAAAGCUGUCAAAAGAUCAAAAGCCAAAAAGAAGCUUGCUGACAGCCAGAUGCUCUCAUACUACGGUGAAGACUGGACCGAGCUUGAUGUCAAAACUGCUGUCAACUCUUGGAGAGAAACAGGGAAGAACUUUGGCCUAGCAGUUGAAGUCGAAGAUGAAGACAGCACCAUUCAGCAGGCGAGCAGAUAUUUCACACCUAUGAAUUGUUCAAAAGAAGCUAUAAACGCAAGACCACUACCAGUGUUUUUCAUUGAUGCAUUACAAAACAAAACACUGAUCGCUAGAGCAGGCAUACAGUUCUAUCCGACCGUAGAGAUUUCAACGAUUGAGUACGCUGAGCCAGAUAUUUUGAACCAUAAAGGACUGAGGUACCCGAUCACACCUGUGACUAAGCCACACCGUAUUCGCCAUCAUCAUAGACAAACGGCAGCGGUGAAUGACAGCCUGGAGCAAAUCCACUGGGAAGACCCAACAAUGACCACCAUAAGGUAAAAGCGAUGUAAUCGGUCUAAAUGAAAUUUAACACUUAAAACAUUCUCAACUUACAAUGUUUCCUUACAUCCCCAUUGUAAUUGGCGUUAUGUUGUAAGACAUCACAUCCAUUAUUUUAAAAAUUAAAAACAUAAUUAACAGAUUGAAAAUUUUUACUGAAGUAAAAUAAAAGUAGUUAAAA